AUGGUGACUGCAGCCCUCUCCCUAGCGCUCACCGCAUACGUCGCCACGAUACUGCACCGCCUCGAGACAUUCGAACCGAAAUUCAACAGAACAGACUACACCCAUGUCGUAGUGGCGGGCGCAUGGCGCCUCCCCAAUAAAACCCUGAGCGCGACCUUUGCGAGACGAGUCGACCGCGGCGACGAGCUCGCACAACAAUUCAAUGCAACGCUGGUCUUCACGGGUGGUCUGGGCGACUCGCGAGCAGCAAAAAAAUACAGCACGUACGGCGGCCCGACCCUCUACGAGGACAAGUCGCGCACGACGCUCCAGAACGCCAUCGAGACGGCCCGCGUCGCGCCCGACGCGACGUCGAUCCUCGUGGUCUCGUCGCCGUACCAUCUGGGACGGUGCCUCGUCUAUUUCCAGAGAGCUUUCCCGAAUAGCGUCGUCGACGUCGCCGCCGCGUUGCCGGAUAAGAGGAAUGACGGGAGCUGCGGCCGCUUCUUCGAGGGCUUCUACUGGGCGAAGACCUGCGUGCUCGGGCUGCCGUACGGUGGCCGCGUCUAAAUCAACCAGCGGUCGCGUCGAUGGCGUGGGGGUGACGCCGUCCACACACAGGUACGCGGGCUCGAUUAGAGAACUCGGCGCGUGGGCCAAGAACAUCCUCCAAGGACAUUUGUCCUUGCGAGGCGACGCGAUCGACUUCCUGAAGCGCCUCGACCUCAAGAAGAAGGGAGUAACAUAACGAACA
Pelagomonas calceolata is the source of this 733-nucleotide messenger RNA. The record is from the annotation of a GenBank genome assembly. Lineage: Eukaryota; Pelagophyceae; Pelagomonadales; Pelagomonadaceae.